AUGUCACGGCUAGCUGUUGACCUCUUCAACGACAUCUCUCCCAACUCUACCUGCAUCGCUGCCACCGGGGAGGUCCUGAGCACUCCACAACGUGGUUUAUAUAGAGAGGAGAAGCCUGCAGUCUCUCAACAUCUAGAUCUCUGCCAGUCCACCACCAUGUACCUGCACCUCCUCAUCCUCCUCCAACUCCUUUCCUCUGCUGGGGCCUCUGAGAGUGGUAUUGUGGGGGGUAAGGAAGCUAAGCCUCACUCCAGGCCCUAUAUGGUCUCUCUGCAGCACAGAGGACGCCAUGUUUGUGGAGGAAUGCUCAUCCAGAAGGACUUUGUCCUGACUUCAGCACACUGCUUAAGAGAUGUAUUUCCUUUAACGGUGGUCCUUGGCGCUCACAACCUAACCAAAGAAGAGAAGAAGAGUCGGCAAGAGAUUCAAGUGUCACUGUACCAUCGCCACCCCUUACAUCAGAAUAUAACUCAGUACAGUUACGACAUCAUGCUACUGAAGUUACAGACCAACGCUGUUCUGAACGAGUAUGUGAAGGUCAUUGGACUCCCCAAUAAGGUUAAACAUAUCCCAGCCAGAACCACGUGCUCUGUCGCUGGCUGGGGAAAGACUGAACCAGAUAAAACAUCUCGUGCUGCGAACGUUUUGAUGGAAGUUGAAGUCACGAUGCAGUUCAACUUUGAAUGCCUAAAUAAGUUGAGGGAAUACUUUAUAAGUAGCCAAAUGAUAUGCACUGAUGAUGGACAGAAAGGCUUUUGUCAGGGAGAUUCAGGUGGACCUGUUAUUUGCAAGAACAAGAACGUGGCACAGGGUAUUGUUGCUUUUUUUGGUAAUUCACUGAAAUGUGAUGAUCGUAAGUUACCCCGUGUGUACAUGAACAUUUCCUUCUUCACGUCCUGGAUUGAACAGGUGAUUAAGGGAUAGCUUUAAAAAAAAUAAACGUCAAGCAUGCAUAAGUAGAUAUAUCAUAAAUGCAUAACAUGCUGUGUACGAAUAUACAGCUAACUGCCAAAACAGUUGAAACACUUGAGUAAAUGAGGGAUACAAAUUAAGACACGUUAUGUUGGUGAUUCCUUUAUUUUGGCAGUUACCUGUACAUGUCUGCUUAAUGAUGCACAUUGCAUAUUGUAUGUUUCAUAGAAUAGGAAUCAAAGAAAAUGUCUCUAAUCAGAUUUUAUUUUCUUUCAAUUUUAAAACAGUUAUUCAGAUUGGUGUAGCUGUACAGUACUGGCAUGUCCCACAUUCUCUGGUUCUGUUGAUAAAUUACUGUUUUUACUACAAUUAAAUUAACGUUUUUCUAAAGCCAAAUCUCUGUGGAUUUGAACCAGGAUCUCUAGUGGCACAGCUAUACUUCAUUAGUGCCUUAGA
Messenger RNA from Coregonus clupeaformis (lake whitefish), 1368 nucleotides. RefSeq names its product granzyme B-like. The record is from RefSeq and is a predicted model, not a curated record. Gene Ontology annotation, biological process: proteolysis. The transcript is spliced from 6 exons. Gene Ontology annotation, molecular function: serine-type endopeptidase activity. Lineage: Eukaryota; Metazoa; Chordata; Actinopteri; Salmoniformes; Salmonidae. Bases 1 to 924 code for a protein of 307 amino acids.